UGGGGUCUCUGCUAGAGAAAAUGUAAAAGCAGAACUCCCCCCUAUCCCCAAAUUUUAAUGGUAACCCCAACUACAUUACCCAAAUGUGACAGAGAGAACAUAUAGAUAGAUGUGUGCGAUGCAUCCUCCUAGAAGAGAUAGAUAAUUAAGGAUUGCAGAAGAGGGGCACUGAACCCUUGAUUUUUUGGGACCAAUAAGGGGCGCAAAACCGGUGCAUGCCAUGCGGAAUGGAGAAUAGAUAAAAAAUCAGGGACAACCAUAUAGCGGUGGAUGUAUAUAUGGACUCUGAUGCUUGACCAGUGAAGAAGGGCAGAGGCUGGAUGCAUUUUCUCACAAGGAAUAAGGACUAUGGACAUGGCCAGGGGGCACUGCCAGCUGGCACCUCUGCUGCUCCUUAUGGUGCUGGGCUCUGCUGCAUCCUUGGAGCCUGAAGACAUUUGGGAUGGAGGAUCUGGACAGAUGGCAGAAGAGGUGAACGUCCUGGAAUACCUCACCGUACACUCCACAGACCUCGUGAACAUCUCUCUCAGUUCAGAACAUUCCUGCCUCUCUUUAGAUAUGGGACAAUACUCCACUCUCAGCAUCUCCACCAGGGCGGCUUUCGGGGACAGUUUCGCAGACGAGUUGACUGUGAUGACCAAGUUACGCUCGACCCUUCAGGAAGACACGGGCCUCAUCACUAUAUUAAGUCUACACGGCCAGGUGCUGUUCCAGAUCCGCAUUAACCCUAGUGCCCUAAUAUUUAUCUCCAGCCGACGCGGACACUAUGAAUUCCCGAUCUCUACCCUGACUGAUGGAAAAUGGCACCGGGUGGCACUUGCCAUCUCCUCCAAAGCUGUGACGCUAUAUGUGGACUGCAAGCUUGUGGAGACCCUGCCUUGGUCUAACUUUUUCGGGCUAGGGGUCAAAACCGAUGGAAUACUAAUGCUGGGAGGACUCAUUGAGCCAUAUGACGUGCCCUUUAAGGGGUCUUUACAGCAGCUGAUCUUUGUGAUGGGGGAACCAGGCGCUGCCAGACACUACUGCAGGAAUUACAACCAGACUUGUCUCAGCAGCUUCUCAGCAGAAAAUAUUGUCAAUGCAUCUCGAAGGGAACACGGCACGCGCCGCACCCCGUUUUCCAGGUUGGAUGUGGGAGAGACUCCGACCUCAGGAUUGGGACACAACUCCAGUACUCACUCAACUGUGCAAGAGGGUCUUCAGUCUAACACAUCACAGAAGGAGUUAGGGGGGCAUGGAGCCAUCGCUGAGCAGACCAUGGACGCCACAUUCCAUAAAUACCUGAGUGAGCUGGACCUGACGACGCUGAAAGAAGAAGGCUUCAUACCCGCCUCUGGUCAGAACGCGUUUCAUGUCCCCGGUUCCGUCGGAAAAGCAAUAAAGAAGGACGAACUCUACAAGAAACCAGACCCGACUGAAGAAAACAUCACGACGGAGAAGAAGGAGAAAGAUCCAGUCGGGACGGGACAGCUCGCCAUUGACAAACUCACCGGUGACAUGGUAGACCUUACCAAAAACCACACCGUCACCAAACCAAGCCCCUUGCCGACUCCCAUGAUGAACGCGUCCUACAAUGUAUCGACAAGUACUACAGCGCCGGUAGUCCAUAGACACGAGAAAACAGGGACAACAAUGCGACCUACCUCAUCCAAAGAUGACUAUACGACAGGGGGGUCAGGAGACUCCGGAAUUCAACAGGUUAACUAUCCUUCAAGUGGAAACGUAAAGAAGAUGCCUGUGCGGGGGUAUCCAGGACCACGCGGCCCCCCUGGUUGCCGUGGUCGUCCUGGGUUUAUUGGUCCUAAAGGCGAUAAGGGGGAUCCUGGUGUGAUGGGACGAGUGGGGAUGACAGGGAAUCCUGGGCCCCGAGGACCACCGGGAUUACCCACCAUAAUGAUAUGGAGCAACUCUCCUGAGGACUGGGCAGCAUUCUAUCAAACAUCGUUCUAUCAGCUGCUGCAUGCCGGCUGGCCUAGAAGACGUGGUCCAACAGGUCUCCCUGGUAUACAUGGAAGGCCCGGCAAUCCGGGUAUGACCGGAUCCCCAGGUUGGCCAGGCGUGAAAGGGCAGCGUGGUCACAUGGGGUUACCGGGUCCUCCAGGGACACAAGGACUAUCUGGCACUCCAGGAAGGGAUGGAGACCCUGGGCUAGAUGGGAAACCGGGAUCUCCAGGAAUAACAGGCCCAAAGGGAGUUCAAGGCUUUAAAGGAGAUCAGGGCCUUCCUGGAGACAGAGGAGAUGAAGGUUUUCUUGGAGCUCCUGGAUCCUGUGGGGAAAAAGGUAUCAAAGGAAUAAAGGGCACAAAAGGAGAACCCGGGCCCAUGGGGCUCAUAGGGGCGCAGGGCCCCAUGGGACACAAAGGACCCCAGGGCUUCCAGGGGAAUCCAGGAGUUAUGGGAGAAGUUGGUGUUCCUGGGCUCCGGGGUCCCCCCGGUCCAGAGGGUGAACAAGGACAGCCAGGAUUCCCAGGUGCUCAGGGGGUAAAUGGGUCCCAGGGAGAUCAAGGACCUGCAGGAGUCGGUGGUCACCCUGGACCUCAGGGCCCACCUGGGUUAGAAGGACUGUGUGGACCGCCAGGGAGAAGAGGACCACAGGGCAUGAGAGGAGCCGAAGGCCCACCAGGUCAGAAAGGAGACACGGGAGAACCAGGGCCUCCAGGUUUCCGAGGGGAACGAGGACCAGAAGGACCUAUGGGAUUAAUCGGAUGGUCUGGAAUGACUGGGCUGCCAGGAGACAAGGGUCGGCCCUCUGCAGAAGGAGAGAAAGGAGAUCCAGGGGUCAAAGGAGACAAGGGUUUUUGUGGCCCCUCUGGCCCUAAAGGUCCUCCUGGGAAACAAGGACAGCCUGGAUUUAUAGGGUUCUCAGGAGCAAAGGGACUUGUCGGCGCAUCUGGAGCCCUGGGUGAUGAAGGACAAAUAGGGCCUCCUGGUGCAAAUGGUAGUGACGGACCAAAGGGAAACCGUGGACCAGAUGGACCAAAGGGUAUGACAGGACCAAGAGGAAACCGGGGACGCAUGGGACAGAGAGGUCUUGUCGGAUUACCAGGACCUCCAGGUCAUCGUGGUGUUCAAGGUCCAGACGGCGCAGAAGGACUGCCUGGUAUACAGGGGCCAAUAGGUGCAGCAGGGGCUCCUGGGAUACGGGGACCUCCAGGUAUACCAGGACUUCGUGGGGGGGUAGGCAGAGAUGGACCUCCAGGCCCUCCAGGUCUUCCUGGUAGACCAGGGCCGGAUGGGGAGCCUGGACCUAUGGGAGAGAGGGGCUUCACAGGAAAACAAGGCCCCGAAGGACCACAAGGACCUGUGGGCAUGUAUGGUUUCCCUGGCCCUUCUGGUCAAAGGGGUCGGACAGGAUACCCUGGUGAGAAGGGAGAGAUCGGUCCACCGGGAAUGCCAGGACCUCCAGGAAAAGUUGGUUUGAAGGGACCAACAGGUAGUCACGGAGAAAGAGGACCCCCUGGACCACCGGGCCGUAUGGGUGAGACGGGAGACAAGGGCCUGCCGGGAUCCCCUGGUCCACCUGGUAAUUCUGGGUCUGAUGGGGAGUCUGGGAAGAGCGGACCUCCAGGAGAUCCUGGCCCCCCUGGGAUUGAUGGUGCUGUUGGACCUAUAGGAUAUACCGGUCGAGAAGGACUUCCUGGGGUUGACGGGCCUCCUGGUGAGAAAGGAGAGAAGGGCAUGAUGGGAACAAUUGGAGACCAAGGGGUCAGUGGGUUGGAUGGGGAGCAGGGUGCACCAGGUUCUACUGGAGCUGAAGGUCCAGUCGGAAAGAAAGGAGAACAGGGUGGCAUUGGUCUGCCAGGAAACAUAGGACCAGUUGGACCUAUUGGGGAUCCUGGAGAAAGAGGUUCACCGGGUCUGCCAGGUCCUCCAGGAGUGUCAGGAAAGGAGGGAGAUGUGGGGGAGAUCGGAGAUAUUGGAGAUCCUGGACCCCCUGGAGAUAAGGGAGAAUUAGGACCAUGUGGUAGUGCUGGAAAUCCUGGGCCAAGUGGAAUUAUGGGAGAGAGAGGAGCUCGAGGCCCUAAGGGUGAAAAGGGGCUGAUAGGACAUCAGGGUCAACCUGGAUUGAUGGGAGUACCUGGACCUCAUGGGCCUAUAGGAGACAUGGGACCACCUGGGAAAAUGGGAAGAGCGGCACAAGAUGGUCCAAGAGGAAUGAAGGGUGAUUUAGGUUUUCCAGGUACAUCUGGCGAUCCUGGACCACGAGGAGUUCCGGGGCCGCAUGGAGCAAAAGGAGAAAAAGGCGACCAGGGACACAGCGGGAACUCGGGUCCAGCGGGUCCACCUGGGAAUAAAGGUGCAGAAGGUCCGACUGGGAUCGCAGGACCUGAAGGACAUAAGGGGGACACAGGACCCGAGGGCAUUCCUGGAGUGCAGGGACCACCAGGAGCUGCCGGUGAGACUGGAGCAGCAGGGGCCCCUGGCAGAGAGGGUGCACAUGGCGAAAAAGGACAACCUGGGAAACCAGGGGAACCUGGACAAGUGGGACCCCUUGGGAAUCCAGGCCAAGAGGGAAGACCUGGACAGAAGGGAGAGAAGGGUGAAAAGGGGAAAGAUGGCCGCCCUGGAUCUUCUGGAAGCCAUGGUAGAAAGGGCAAGCGGGGGAAAGCAGGUCAAAGACCACCACGUGGGCCCCACGGUCUCAAGGGGGCACAGGGAAGACGAGGACCACUGGGGCCCCCAGGGCCAAGAGGACCAUAUGGAAUCCCAGGACUAAGGGGGCAGAAAGGAAUUCCAGGUCCUAAAGGGUCGAAGGGUGAUGUGGGCAUGGAUGGACCAUUUGGGCCAAAGGGAGAAGAUGGACUGAAGGGAAAACAGGGUCCCAUUGGGAAUGAUGGUCCGCCUGGGGAGAAAGGAGAUAAGGGAGUGAUCGGGCCUCCUGGGCCUCAGGGCGUUCCCGGACCUCAAGGUCUUCCAGGACCAGAGGGAAUACAGGGCCCCAAAGGGUUCCUAGGAGCAGAAGGACCGCCAGGUCCUCCAGGACCACCUGGUCCUCCUGGUGCUCCUGGACCUCCGGGGCCUUCUCUCAGCCUAAGCGCUCAAAGUUUAAAACGUCUGUUUCCCGACAAUGAGUUGUGGAACGACAUCGUCCCAUGGGAUCUCGUUCACCGUCUAGAAGAAGACUUGAAGCUCUUGUCUGCUCCGCCCAAUGGAACCAAGGAAAAUCCCGCCAGCACAUGUAAAGAGCUGAAGCUCGUCCAUCCGCAGCUACCAGAUGGUUAUUACUAUAUUGACCCAAACCAAGGAAGCCCAAAGGACUCUUUUCUGGUAUUCUGCAACUUUACAGCUGAGGGAGAAACCUGUGUACCUGCCCAGGAGAGCCAGAUCCCAGUGAAGUCGUGGCUGCAGAGUUACCAGGCGCAGCAAGGAUUCCAGUGGUUCAGCACCCUUCCGGGGGGCUUUUCUCUCACGUACGGCGAGCUCAAUGUGGUUCAGCUGCGCUUCCUCAGGCUGCAGAGUCUACAUGUACGUCAGCAGCUGAGAUACAUCUGUGUAGCCCGGCCAGACCGUCCGGCCUCCGACAAGGAUGUCAAGUUUCUGGCUGACACAAGAGACCAGAGCUUUUUGGUGACACUACAGGGAUGUGAGGUUGGAGACUCUUUCAACAGAACAGAGACCCUCCUCCAUUUUGAACCCAGGGACCCAUCUUUACUCCCUGUUCGGGACUUAGCCCUAUUUCAUGAUGGGGAUGCAGAUCACCUUUACGGCUUCUUUGUGGGCCCCGUGUGCUUCAGCUGAGGAUCCGUGUUCUCCCUUUUGAACUUUUGGCAACCUGCCCAGGUCAAGGGUGGAAGCCCCACAUUAUUUAUACAGAAAGAUAUCAGAUGGGCCCCUUUUACCCCUCUCUCAGGAAGGGAGACUUAAGUUUGUUUACAAAGAAACUCUUGGUGCUCGGAAGUCAAAAACUUCACCCGAAUCUCCUGGCGAGAACCACACACACACCUCAAGACGUCCACCUCAGCGGACCUAUGUUCUCAGGGCAGAAGUCCAACCUCUUAAUGCACUUAUUUAUCAACUUCACUUGGUGCUCUUUGGACCACUACAAGGAGAAUUGGUGCUUUGUAUGUUUGAAGAACAAGUGUGUCACACUAUUGGAUUGUACGGGUCCACCCAUUAUCAUUCCCAAACCAGUCUUCACAACUUCAUGGUCUUUCAAUGCCACAUCUGCAAUGGAGUUGGGUUCAUCCUCGGCAAUCAUGAUCAAGAAUUCAGGGUCAUAUAUGUCUCCAGGCUGCGGUGCACAUUAUCGACAUUGAUGUGAAGCAGAACAUUCACUGGGGUAGCAUUGUGUGGCCGAAUGUCAAGCAAUGAUAUGAACGAAACCCAUCGCUGUCUUAAAUUCGUUGGUGCUCAACCAAUAAGAAGGAUUACGUACAAUCACGUAGGGAGACCCUGUGGAUGCUACGGGACUCAGUAGGGGGUAGCCCAGUUCUGGUUACUCCCUUCUCUUCCCAUGGGUGCUAUAAACUUGCAUAGAACUGGCCUCUCUCUACAGGUUUUUAACAAAAAAGUAGGGACCAACUCAAGGGUCUUGAGAGAGAAUGCAAACAAGUGUCCUCCAAUUUUAAGACUGAAUGACAAUGCCAUAAGAAGACAAGUGCUCCAUUUUAAUAAGGGGUCUCUUUAAAGCAUUUGCUUGGUUUAGGCCAAUUUUUUUUCCCAAGAACUUGCUCUCUUCAUUGGAUAAAUAAAAAGGUGAUAUUUUCUUGUAUGUCGUGAAUAAGCAGGCCAUUGGUUUUGGAGCACUCGUACUUUCGUACGUUUAGACGAUCCAGGCAAAGGCCACAGCUUACGUUUCCAAUCAUAUGGGUAAGGCCUGUGCUGAGGAUAGAAAACCCAUUCAUUUACAUAUAUAUAUUUGUACUGUAAUACAGCUUGGGUCUGUUGCUUGUCUUUCAUUGGUAUGUAAAUCAGCAUUAAAGGGGUACUCCGGUGGGAAAAAAUGUUUUUUCUUUAAAUCAA
Messenger RNA from Hyla sarda, 6963 nucleotides. RefSeq names its product collagen alpha-1(I) chain-like. The transcript is spliced from 68 exons. The record is from RefSeq and is a predicted model, not a curated record. Gene Ontology annotation, cellular component: collagen type XI trimer. Bases 349 to 5739 code for a protein of 1796 amino acids. NCBI's taxonomy places the organism in Eukaryota, Metazoa, Chordata, Amphibia, Anura, Hylidae. Gene Ontology annotation, molecular function: extracellular matrix structural constituent.